This is a messenger RNA of Aspergillus pseudotamarii, 561 nucleotides long. RefSeq lists its product as uncharacterized. The coding region runs from base 1 to 561 and encodes 186 amino acids. The record is from RefSeq and is a predicted model, not a curated record. The transcript has 2 exons. NCBI's taxonomy places the organism in Eukaryota, Fungi, Ascomycota, Eurotiomycetes, Eurotiales, Aspergillaceae.
AUGUAUCGAAGCCUGAUCACCCUCAUCACCCUCUACCUAUCAGCCGUAGUAGUCGCCGGUAAAGACCCAUCUAAAAAACCAAUCGAGGAUUCCAAGCCAGAAAGAGGCAACAUCAAUACCAAAUGCCACGGCAUCUACAUCAACGGCGAAAAACCCUCAAUCGCGGGCGAAGGUGUCCAGCGCCCUGUCAACGCAAACGGCCAACCACCACCCAUGGCCAUUCGACCUCCCAGCACCCCACAGUCCAUUUGGGCUACAUGCGACCGUCGCAUUCAGGGGUCAAGGACUUCAAAACUAGACUUGAAUUUAUGUCUGGGGUGGAAUCCAACAACCGAAGAACUUAUCCCGCAGUCCCGUGGAAACGGAAUCACCAAGGGCGACUGUUCCAGUUGCUUUUAUGCGAAGCCUAACCUUCAGUGUGUGUGUGGGGUUAAGAAGAAGGAGGAUGAUAGGAUCGCUGUUAGUUUGGAUAAAGUAGUAGAGGCUACUCAUGAUGGGUUUUUGGCUUGCUUUGAACAUACCGGGACCCAGGUUUCGUUGGAUCAGUGGGCUACUAGUUGA